GGCCGCCGCCGGGCUGAGACCAUGCAGGCGGCGGCGGUGGCCACGGCCUUGGGGAUCCUGCUCUGGGCGGAGGCUGGGCGCUCGGCCGGCGAUGAGGCCCGGGAGGCGGCGGCCGUGCGGGCGCUCGCGGGGCGGCUGCUGGGACCCGGGAGGGCGGCCGACUUCGCGGUGUCGGUGGAGCGCGCCCUGGCGGCCGAGUCGGGCUUGGACACCUACAGCCUGAGCGGCGGCGGCGCGGCCCGCGUGCGGGUGCGCGGCUCGAGCGGCGUGGCGGCCGCUGCCGGGCUGCACCGCUACCUGCGCGACUUCUGCGGCUGCCACGUGGCCUGGUCCGGCUCGCAGCUGCACCUGCCGCGCCCGCUGCCCGCAGUGCCGGAGGAGCUGACCGAGGCCACGCCCCACAGGUACCGCUAUUACCAGAAUGUGUGCACACAAAGCUACUCCUUCGUGUGGUGGGACUGGGCCCGCUGGGAGCAGGAGAUUGACUGGAUGGCCCUGAAUGGCAUCAACCUGGCGCUGGCCUGGAGCGGCCAGGAGGCCAUCUGGCAACGGGUGUACCUGGCCUUGGGCCUGACCCAAUCAGAGGUGGACGAGUACUUCACUGGGCCGGCCUUCCUGGCCUGGGGGCGCAUGGGCAACCUGCACACGUGGGCCGGCCCCCUGCCUCGCUCCUGGCACCUCAAGCAGCUUUACCUGCAGCACCGGAUCCUGGACCGCAUGCGCUCAUUCGGCAUGACCCCGGUGCUGCCUGCCUUCGCAGGGCAUGUCCCCAAGGCUGUCACCAGGGUGUUCCCUCACGUCAAUGUCACCCAGCUGGGCAGCUGGGGACACUUCAACUGCUCCUACUCCUGCUCCUUCCUCCUGGCGCCGGAAGACCCCAUGUUCCCCCUCAUUGGGAGCCUCUUCCUGCGGGAGCUGACGCGAGAGUUCGGCACAGACCACGUGUACGGGGCGGACACGUUCAAUGAGAUGCAGCCCCCCUCGUCGGAGCCCUCCUACCUGGCCGCAGCCACCGCCGCUGUCUUCGAGGCCAUGAUCGCAGUGGACCCCGAUGCUGUGUGGCUGCUGCAGGGCUGGCUCUUCCAGCACCAGCCCCAGUUCUGGGGGCCCAGCCAGGUCAAGGCCGUGCUGAACGCUGUGCCGCGUGGCCGCCUCCUGGUCCUCGAUCUGUUCGCUGAGAACCAGCCCGUGUACACCCGCACCGCCUCCUUCCAGGGCCAGCCCUUCAUCUGGUGCAUGCUACAUAACUUCGGGGGCAACCACGGCCUGUUUGGAGCCCUGGAGGCCGUGAACCGGGGUCCCGCGGCUGCCCGCCUCUUCCCCAACUCCACCAUGGUAGGCACGGGCAUAGCCCCUGAGGGCAUCAGCCAGAACGAAGUGGUCUAUGCCCUCAUGGCUGAGCUGGGCUGGCGGAAGGAGCCGGUGCCUGAUUUGGAGGCCUGGGUGACCAGCUUCGCCGGCCGGCGGUACGGGGUCGCUCAUCCGGAUGCAGGGGCAGCGUGGAGGCUGCUGCUCCGGAGUGUCUACAACUGCUCCGGUGACGCCUGCAGGGGGCACAACCGCAGCCCACUGGUCAGGCGGCCGUCCCUGCAGCUGAACACCACUGUCUGGUACAACCGCUCAGAUGUGUUUGAGGCCUGGCGGCUGCUGCUCAAAGCCACCCCAACCCUGGCCUCCAGCCCAGCCUUCCGCUACGACCUGCUGGACGUCACUCGCCAGGCGGUGCAGGAGCUGGUCAGCCUGUACUACGAGGAAGUGAGGACCGCCUACCUGCACAAGGAGCUGGCGGCCUUGCUCAGGGCAGGAGGCGUCCUGGCCUAUGAGCUGCUGCCUGCGCUGGACCAAGUGCUGGCCACCGACAGCCGCUUCCUGCUGGGCAGCUGGCUGGAGCAGGCCCGGGCCGCGGCGGUCAGUGAGGCCGAGGCCCAGCUCUAUGAGCUGAACAGCCGCUUCCAGCUGACGCUGUGGGGGCCGGAGGGUAACAUCCUAGACUACGCCAACAAGCAGCUGGCCGGCCUGGUGGCCCGGUACUACAGCCCUCGCUGGCAGCUCUUUCUGGAGGCCCUGGCGGACAGCCUGGCCCGGGGCGUCCCCUUCCAGCAGCGCGCGUUUGACAAGCUGGUCUUCCAGCUGGAGCAAGCCUUCGUCCUCAGCUCCCGGAGGUACCCCACCCAGCCCCAGGGCGACACCGUGGACCUGGCCCAGAAGAUCUUCCUCAAGUAUUUUCCCCGGAAGGUGGCUGGCUCUCUGUGACAGAUGAACCAUCCCUGAGCCGUAGCUGACCUCAGACUGCAGGCAGGAGCAGGUCUCCGAACCCGGGGCUGGACGGGCCGGGGAGAAGGGCCUGUGGGUGGGCUCAGAGUGAGGGCUUUGGCGGGACACGAACCACACUCCCUCACCAGCCCAAAGCUGGGGGUGCGCGGCUGUUUUCCACCUGCUGAAUAAACUGACGAGCAGUCUGUCCAUCA
Messenger RNA from Lepus europaeus (European hare), 2468 nucleotides. RefSeq names its product N-acetyl-alpha-glucosaminidase (gene NAGLU). The record is from RefSeq and is a predicted model, not a curated record. The coding region runs from base 22 to 2253 and encodes 743 amino acids. The transcript is spliced from 6 exons. NCBI's taxonomy places the organism in Eukaryota, Metazoa, Chordata, Mammalia, Lagomorpha, Leporidae.